AUGCCGUUUGGCUUGUGCAACGCACCGGCAACGUUCCAAAGGUGUAUGAUGAGUAUAUUUGUGGAUCUUUUGGAGCAAUGCAUGGAGGUGUUUAUGGACGAUUUUUCUGUUUAUGGGGACUCUUUUGACCUUUGCUUGGACAAUUUAGCUAAUGUAGUGCUUUCUUUUGUUCGGAAUAACAUUAUUUGCCGCUUUAGAUCACCACGAGCAAUCGUGAGUGAUCAAGGCUCGCACUUUUAUAACAAAAAGAUGGCAAGGUUAAUGAAGAAGUAUGGCAUCAUCCAUAAGGUAGCCACAGCAUACCACCCCCAAAUAAACGGCCAAGCCGAGGUUUCCAAUUGGGAACUCAAGCGCAUAUUGAAAAAGGUUGUGAAGCCUCAUAGGAAAGAUUGGAGUUCUAAGCUCGGCGAUGCGCUUUGGGCCUACCAGACGGCAUAUAAAACGCCAAUUGGUAUGAGCCCGUUCUGGUUGGUCUAUGGGAAGGCUUGCCAUCUACCGGUGGAGAUAGAACAUAAAGCGUAUUGGACCGUAAAAGAGUUAAAUACGGGUUUUGGGGUUGGGGUCGAAAGGAAGUUACAAUUGGUGGAGCUUGAGAACCUUCGCUUGGAAGCCUAUGAGAAUUCAAGACUUUACAAGGAGAAGAUGAAAGCGGUGCAUGAUAGAAAUAUUAGAAGAAGAUAG
This is a messenger RNA of Arachis ipaensis, 681 nucleotides long. The record is from RefSeq and is a predicted model, not a curated record. NCBI's taxonomy places the organism in Eukaryota, Viridiplantae, Streptophyta, Magnoliopsida, Fabales, Fabaceae.